This is a messenger RNA of Balaenoptera musculus (blue whale), 3224 nucleotides long. RefSeq names its product ubiquitin conjugating enzyme E2 V2 (gene UBE2V2). The transcript has 4 exons. Gene Ontology annotation, biological process: DNA damage tolerance; protein K63-linked ubiquitination. The record is from RefSeq and is a predicted model, not a curated record. Gene Ontology annotation, cellular component: nucleus. The coding region runs from base 153 to 470 and encodes 105 amino acids. NCBI's taxonomy places the organism in Eukaryota, Metazoa, Chordata, Mammalia, Artiodactyla, Balaenopteridae.
UGCUUCUAACUGCAGCUCCCUGGCGUCACAGGAGAGCCCCUGCACCCUGCGUUAAAGUUCCUCGUAAUUUUCGCUUGUUGGAAGAACUUGAAGAAGGACAAAAAGGAGUAGGCGAUGGUACGGUUAGCUGGGGCCUUGAAGAUGAUGAAGAUAUGACACUUACAAGGUGGACAGGCAUGAUUAUUGGGCCACCAAGGACAAAUUAUGAAAACAGAAUAUAUAGCCUGAAAGUAGAAUGUGGACCUAAAUACCCAGAAGCACCUCCAUCAGUUAGAUUUGUAACCAAAAUUAAUAUGAAUGGAAUAAAUAAUUCCAGUGGAAUGGUGGAUGCACGGAGCAUACCAGUGUUAGCAAAAUGGCAAAAUUCAUACAGCAUUAAAGUUGUACUUCAAGAGCUAAGACGUCUAAUGAUGUCCAAAGAAAAUAUGAAGCUUCCACAGCCACCAGAAGGACAAACAUACAACAAUUAAUUUUAGUGGAUUUAAAACUUGUCUUAAAUCAACAACCUUCUAUUCAUGUUAAUGUCUUGAUUAAAUAUCACAAUGCAAAAUACCCACACAUUAAGUAAGAUAAUUCCAGCUGGUAAACAUGACCUGGACAUCUGUAAGAGUAUAUUUAAUAUAUGUACACCCAUUAUGUUUUCAGGUAACAGGAGGAAAAUUCAGCACAGUUUUUUUUCUUGUUAAGGCACCGUCAUUUAAGCAUGAACCUGGAGUACUCAGAGUGGAACUCAGGUUUCCAGGUGGAAGAACAGCGAGAAGAGUCAGAUGGCUGUGCAAGCAGAUGUGUUUCUGAAGAGAAAGCUCGAGAAGGAAAACCCGGAACGGCGUGCUCUUGCUUAGUGAAAGAGCUUCCGUUGAAAUUGUCUAAAAUAGCAGGUACAAUGAGUAUUGUCACAAAAUGUGUUCAUUUUUGAAGCGGUAUAGGUGCUGACUACUAGUAGUAUCAAAAAUACGUUCAGGAUUGUUUUGAUACCUGUAUUUAUAAUAAAAUUGUUGUGGGGAGGUGGACGGAUUUCCGUUACAAGCUGUUCCUGGGUGUUCCAUGUACCAGACGCGGUGAAGAGUUGUUUACAGUCUUUGUUGGACAAACCAUGCAUUUACAUUUAAGUGAAAUCAACAAAAAGGAAAUAGAUGUAUGGAUAUGUGAUUUUGAGAUUAACGUUAGUCUUAAAUUGUAAAUAAAAUGUGGAAUGUGUCCUCAGAAGCUGUGCCAUUUCUGUUAUAUUGAUGUGGUAUGUGUACAGUAACUUGCUGAGGUAGCAGAAAUUGGAAUUAUUGUAGCCUUCCCCUAUACACACCUUUUAUUAUUUAUCCUAUAUUGUAUACUUCUUGCAAAUUGGAAUUUGUGGAGUAUUUAACAGUACAGAUUACCUAAUAAGUUUAAUUUCUUGUUAGGAGAAGGAGGAAUCCCAGGUAUUAUGUUUUGAAUUUGAUUUCACCAGAAAUAUUGUUAAGAAAGAUGUUUGAGUUCUAGCAAUUUUUAUAGAAUUAGAGAUUGCAAAUUAUCCAAAUAUACGUUCCAGUUUUUCUUCAUAAUAUCUGCCCCCAGUGCUCUUAGCACUAACUGGGGUUAGUUUUGUUCAUUUAUCCUUUGCUUUGGCAGCUACAUAAUUCUGAAUUGAAAGUCCACCUGUGCUCUGCUUUUACCAGAGUGACUUGAGGCUUUCCGUCGCCGUUUUUCAUCUCAGAGCGCUUGGGUGUACUACUUUGUUGAAAAUACUUCUCUCUUAUGGGUUCUGUUUUCUGAAGAAAAUAGUAAGGUGGUCAUGUAACAAGGACAGAUUUCUCAACCCUGGCAUGUUUUUAUCAAGUGCAUUCAAAGUUAAAGCUGUGAGCUACCUUUUCUUGGCCAGUAAUACGGUAAAGUCAGCGGCAGUUUAUCUAAAUUUACUAAUUUCAGUAUGGCUUUAAUUAUCAAAGAUGUUUAAAGUGACACAUAGAGAAUGUAUACAUACAAAUUAGUGCAUGUGUAGUUUAUUAAAAUAGGUUUGAAAUGAACUAUUACCUUGGCAUACAUUCUUAAAAAUUUUAAGUGGUUGAGAUUAAGUGGAAUUACACUGAUAUCCUAUGUGAGAGUGGUGGUUCCUGACAGUCUAAGUCGGUCUCUAGUGACCCCUUGCCCACUGGGAGAGUGUGUCCUGUCAUACGUGGGCGCUGGUAACCAUCUGAAUGCUGUACAUUGUUUCUACAUUGGUGGGCUGAGACCCUGGGCACCUUGACCUCUGGUCCACUCUCCUUUCCCCGCACCCACUGUUGUGAAGAACUUCCCCCGCCCACGUGUGUGUUGCCUUCGAAAUUUGUUUGAAAGGCUAGCAGGUGAGACUCUAGGGGAUGAUCAUGUAUUAAUAAAGAUUACAAAAGUAAAAUAUUUGUCCUGUUAGGUCAGUGUUAUGCUUUAAUGGUUUUAAUUACUAAUUUUCAGAAUCCCUCAUUUAAAAAAUAUUUUUUCUAGUAUUUUAAAGUAAUGGCAUUUGUUGUUACAGGUUUAUGUGUGACUUUUCAGGAUUUUGGAACAUAAACAUUUAUAAGAGGUGGUCAAUGGUAUUUGAGUCUUUUGGGUGUAAAAUUUUUUUUAAAAUUAUAAUUUUAAAUUAUCUUUUUAAAAGAAUUUACCACACUUCAAAUUUGAGUAAGUGCUUGGGGAGUGAAUUAGUUUGACUUGCAUAUGGUUUAUUAGUCUGGAUUACUUAAUACCAAUUCAUUGAUUUAACUGCUUCCCACUAAGUAUAUAUUGUUAUUGAUAAAUACGCAUGAAAUUCAUAUUGUUUUGAAAAUUUAGAGUACAUGGCUGGAAAAUAUCAAUAUGUUUCCCACCCUGGAUUUGGUGUGUGACCAUGUGGGCGGCUCUGGAAGACGCGUCGUGAGGUAUAGACUUCGGUCAAAGCUGUGCUCACUCUUCUCGUGGGUACACAGCCGUGCUUGCAUGUACACGUUAAAGAGUGUAAGUGCGGAUGAUACUGUCUAGUGUCAUGAAUAACAGUUUGGGGAGUUACUUAAGGAAUUUUUUCCCCCAGAUUUCCUCGGUGAGUAUAUUUUUUAGACAUAUGUGUGUAGCAUUAUAGUAUAAUUAAUUGCUGGGAAGGAUCUAAAAGGCACUGAUUUCACUUUUCUGAGAAGUAACAAUAUGAUUUUCCAGUAACAACUUGAUUGGCUUUUGGUUGUGUUCACAAAAAGAUUCCAGCUCCGAAGAUUUUGGAAAGCGUUUGUAUUUUGUAUAUAAAA